AAAAACUCACCGUUUAACAGUUUGAAAAGCGUGAGCGUGAAAAAAGACAGAGAUUAGUUGGGAAAAUAGAGGAAUGAACUCAGCCAGGUUGGCCUCAUGUUCAGCUUGUUAUUUUAUUUUUGUUUUUUCUUUGGUUUUACCUUUUCGUAUGGUAUAUUUUACGUACAUCCAAAUGAUCUGAUUAUUUCAAUAACUCUAUAUUUUUGUUACGAGGCCUCGUAAAAUAACCCACAUUAAAAACCAUAACCAUCAAUCAAUAACCACUGAACCUGACAGGACAGCUAUAGUUCCACUAGAGAGGGGAUAUUGAUAUGAACCUUACAGGCCACCUAGGUGAGAAGAAUAUUACUCCCUCCGUUCUAACCUAGGAUCAUAUGUGAUAUUUCAUAGAAUAAUAAAUCUGGAUACUCUUUUAUCUAAAUUCGUUUUACUACGAAAUGUCUCAUCCGAUUUUAGGUUGCUAUAUUAUAUGGGAAGUAAUUAACAGCGGCCAAUAGAAAUAGUUUAGGCAAGACGCCACCAAAAAGAAGAGCAACAGAAUAUUUUUAAUUUUUUUUCCUAAAUUUUAAAAGCACGUCCUCCACGACCACCACCACCACAAGAACCUUACGGUUCAUGCCCGAGUUCCCAAAACUAAAGGACUCCAUCUUCUCCGUUGCAUCCAUCAAGCUCAAAACGACGUAGCUUCCUGGUUGGCAAAGUUGAGAGAAGUGGAGGAAGGUCAGCAGAGAGAAAGGCAGAAGUAAAGCAAAGCUGAAGAAACAAGAAGCAGAGGCAUCACACAACAGAUUCGCCAUGGCGAGGUGCUGCUGCAUCCUUUCGUCAACCUGUGAAAAAAACAGAUGAACUCGCAGCUCAGUCCCUUGUAGAAGCAAUCUACAAUUACAACGCCAGGUGCUCGAUUUCUUCAACUCUACCUGCCAUUGAGUACAGAAGUUCUGAUGGAGAAAAAGAUAUCACGCGCCAUGUGUUCCGAUGGGAUAGAGCCCCAUAUGAAUUCGUGUUUCAAAAUGGAUUCGAAGCCAGGCGUGCCUCUCCUGCCUCUCCAGAUGAAAUGUACUUCAAUUUGGAGCAUUAUGUGACUAGAGGCCUUGGGAGGCCUCUUGACACUCGAAGAGACACAACUCAUGCGUAUGUUAGCACUACCAUAAGCAGUUCCUGGUAUCCCAGUGUCAACCCUGGAAGUGUUCUCUUAUACCGUUAUGAGAUAUAUGCUCCUGGAGGAAUAUGGAUUUCUCAAACAUUAGGCGACAGAUAUAGCUACAGUGCUCAAGAUGAGGUCGUUUUUCCUGUCGGAAUUGCUCCUCAGUAUAUUCGAUCUGCGCAAAUUUUCGAACUCACAAAUGACAGAUGUCUAAGGAUAUCGCUCCGAUUGGAGAGGAAUUAUGUCUUGUGGACAGUGGUACCACAAACUCUAUACUUUGGGAGAUCAAAUACUUUCAAACUCUCAUAAAGAGAGAAGGCAAAGUUUUGACUAUCGCUGGGUGCAACACUAUGAUAGCUGGCUCAAGACGAUCAAUUAUUACACUCCAAAUGGGUACACAAAUUACAAUCGAGGAUGCUUUAUUGUAUCCUGAUUCAAUCCGUACUCUACUAAGUUAUAGAGAUAUCUGUCAAAAUGGGUUUCACAAUGAAACCCACAUGCAUAAUCGAGAAGAAUUUCUUCUCUUAACCAAACAAAACGGAUAUGGCAAACGCAUUUGCGAGAAAAUUCCAUCUCUUACAUCGGGAUUGUACUAUACAUACAUUAAGCCCAUUGCACAUGUUGCGUACAAAAUAAUUUUUCAAAAUGUUGAUGCAUUCCAUACUUGGCAUGAUCGACUUGGGCACCCCAGUAUCGGGAUGAUGAGAAAAAUUAUUGGCAACUCUAUUGGUCAUCAUUUGAUCACUGACAAAUUUCUCAAUUCCUCUGAUUUCGUAUGCACUGCAUGUGCUACUGGGAAACUGGUUUUGAGACCAUCUUAUCUCAAAAUUAGAGCCGAACCACUUAAAUUCCUUGAACGCAUUCAAGGGGAUAUAUGUAGCCCAAUUGUGUCAAGAUCUGGACCAUUCAGGUACUUUAUGGUUUUGAUUGACGCAUCUACUAGAUGGUCUCAUGUGUGUCUUCUAUCGACACGAAACCAUGCCUUUGCCAAACUAAUGUCUCAAAUUAUAAGGCUAAAGGCAAAUUACCCUGAACAUAGGAUUCAAUCAAUCCGUAUGGACAACACUGCCGAAUUUACAUCUCAUGCUUUUGAUGAUUAUUGUAUGGCAUUGGGAAUUCAGGUUCAGCACUCUGUUCCAUAUGUCCACACACAAAAUGGUUUGGCUGAAUCAUUGAUCAAAAGAAUUAAGCUGAUUGCUCGACCAUUAUUGAUGAAUUGCAAAUUACCUUCAUCGUGUUGGGGUCAUGCAGUUCUGCACGCUGCUGACCUUGUCCAGCUACGACCAACUGCAUAUCAUGAAACUUCCCCAAUGCAGUUAGUAUGUGGAAAUCCUCCAAGUAUUUCCCAUUUGCGUAAGUUCGGUUGUGCUGUAUACAUACCGAUCUCACCACCACAGCAUUCCACUAUGGGCCCACACAGGAAAGUAGGGAUCUAUGCGGGAUUCAAAUCUCCGUCGAUCAUAAAGUACUUAGAACCCUUAACAGGUGAUCUAUUUACUACCCGGUUCGCUGACUCUAUCUUUGAUGAGGAACAUUUCCCGGCAUUAGGGGGAGACUUCAAAUACCAGAAAGAAUGCCAGGAAAUUGAUUGGGAUGCCCAGGGUAUUCCAGCCUCAGACCCACGUACUACUGAAACUGAACUUCAAGUUCAGAAAAUUAUAUAUUUACAAAGACUAGCAAAUAACCUGCCAGAUGUAUUUACUAAUUAUAAAGGUGUGACUAAAUCUUUCAUUCCCGCUCAGAAUGCGCCAGAAAGAGUUGAGGUACCAAAUAAGACCACUCAACUUCCACUCACUAAAAAGAGAGGAAGAAGUAUGGCUACUCAGCGAGAAACAAUUGCUAAUAAGCAAAGAAAGACGGUAAAUGCAAACCAACCUUUAGUUGGUACACACCAAAUUGAUACUAUAUAUCAAGCAGAUCGUGAUAGUCUGCAACCUAGCUCGGUGGUGCACAAUGCCGAGACUAGGAAUUCGGAAGAACAUAGACACAUUGUUUCAGGAGAUCACGAUAAGUCUAUAAGGGUUGAUGAAAUUGCCAUCAACUACUCUGAAACUGGAGAAUCUUUUGAUAGAAGAGCUACAAUUGUCGACACUAAUUUUUCUGAACAAAUUGCUGAUUUCCUCCAAGUUGAUCCAGAACCUAGGUCUAUAAAAGAGUGCCAAAAGCGCUCUGACUGGAACAAAUGGAAGAACACAAUUGACGCAGAAUUAGCCUCGCUUUACAAAAGAGAUGUAUUCUCGGCUGUAAUGCCUACUCCUCGUGGUAUCUUUCAUGUGGGAUACAAAUGGGUUUUCGUCCGGAAACAGAAUGAAAACAACGAGGUGGUGAGAUAUAAAGCAAGGCUUGUAGCACAAGGUUUUACGCAAAAACCUGGCGUUGAUUUCGACGAAACUUACUCUCCAGUUAUGACUGGUAUAACUUUCCGAUAUUUAAUAUCAUUGAGAAUACAAAAUCGUCUAUUUAUGCAGAUGAUGGAUGUAGUGACAGCAUAUCUUUACGGGUCACUUGAUUCUGAUAUUUACAUGAAGGUUCCUGACGGAAUCGACAUCCCGAAUCAGAAGGUAAAUCGUAACAUGUAUUGUGUUAAGUUGCAGAAGUCACUUUAUGGCUUAAAACAAUCGGGAAGGAUGUGGUACAACUGAUUAAGUGAAUUCCUUUCACUAAAGGGAUACACUAAAAAUGAUGAUUGCCCGUCCGUCUUUAUCAAAAAGUCCCCCACAGGAUUUUGUAUUAUCUCGGUAUAUGUCGAUGAUCUCAACAUCAUUGGCAAUACACAAGAUAUUAAUGAAGAACAUCAUCAUUUAAAGAUGGAAUUUGAGAUGAAGGAUUUGGGUCAAACCAAAUUUUGCUUAAGUCUACAACUUGAGCAUUUACCUUUUGGAAUCCUGGUGCACCAAAAUGCAUAUACCCAGAAAAUUUUGGAGAAAUUUAAUAUGGACAAGUCAUAUCCUUCCAAAACCCCUAUGGUGGUUCGAUCUCUAGACGUGGAGAAGGAUCUAUUUAGACCAAAGGAAGAUGGUGAGGAUGUGCUUGGACCUGAUUUUCCAUAUCUUAGUGCUAUUGGCGCACUUAUGUAUCUUGCAAAUAGUACGAGGCCAGAUAUUUCUUUCUCGGUAAAUCUUGCAAGAUACAGCACUGCUCCUACCAAACGCCACUGGACUAGAGUUAAGAAUGUCUUUCGAUAUCUUAAUGGCACAAAAGAUCUUGGACUUUUCUUUAAAAAGAACCAGGAUUCGACUUUAAUUGGGUAUAUUGAUGCUGGCUAUCUAUCUGAUCCCCACAAUGCUAGAUCACAAACAUGAUUCGUAUUUUUACAAGGUGGAACUGCUAUUUCAUGGAAGUCUUCUAAACAGACUCUGGUAGCCACUUCCACAAAUCAUUCUGAAAUAAUUGCAUUAUAUGAGGCAUCACGUGAAUGUGUAUGGCUUCGCAGAAUGGUUAACCACAUAUUAACAUCUUGUGGUAUUGGUUAAUUGGAAUCACCAACCAUUAUCUAUGAAGAUAAUGACGCUUGUGUUGUUCAGAUGGAAACUGGUUAUAUUAAGAGCAAUAUCACAAAGCAUAUUGCUCCUAAAUUAUUUUAUCCUCAUGAGCUUUAGCAACAUGGAGAGAUAAACAUCUUGCAAACUAUGUCAUGUGAUAAUCUUGCUGAUUUAUUCACAAAAUCUGUGCCAUACUCCACAUUCUUUAAAUGUGUCGAAGGAAUUGGUAUGAGACGACUUAAAAAUUUGCAGGAUUCAGGGGGAGUAUCUUCCUCUGGAAAAUAACCUAUUUUCGUCAUAUUAUACUCUUUUUCCUUUGUAUGAGUUUUAACCUUUAGGUUUUCUCAUCCAAAGUUUUUAAUGAGGUAAUAUCAACAUAAGCUUAUAUGUCUUAUCACUUGGUUUUUCCCCACUAGGGUUUUUACUAAAUGAUAACUGUAGACAGUAUACUAUUUUGUAUCAUACUAUGAGCUUUACUCAUAGAGAUCUAAGAAUAGUCAAUAAUAUAUCACGGUUCUCUCCUUAUUUUUCCCACUGGGUUUUCGAGGAGUUUUACGUGAUGUAUUUAAUAUAAUAACUAUAAUUAUUUCUAAUA
Molecule: messenger RNA, 5221 nt
Organism: Oryza sativa Japonica Group (Japanese rice)
Lineage: Eukaryota; Viridiplantae; Streptophyta; Magnoliopsida; Poales; Poaceae
Source: RefSeq, a predicted model, not a curated record